GCCGCCGCCUGAGGAAUGUCAACUAUUCAACAUGGAGACGGCGGUUACCAGGCUCGAGACCAUGUUCCAGAAGGCAGAAUCUGAUCUGGAUUAUAUUCAACACAGACUGGAAUUUGAGAUAAUGAAAAGUCUUCCUGAUAAUCCAGCAGCAGAGGAAAACCCCGUUGCUCUCUUAGAAGAACUCUCCAUGGUGAAAACUCGUUACAAAACGUUAUGUAUGCAGCUGGAAAAAGUUUCCUUAGAGCAGAGAGAAUCCAUGAAUGGCAUCCGUGCUGCUCUGGAGAGCACCAUGAAGAUCGUUCAGACACUGCAGCAACACAAUGAUCUCCAGUGCUUGCCUCUGUCAGAAGAAGAACAGGCUGCAGCACAGCAGUUAGGCUUCCAAACUGCUAAAGAAAUGGAAUCACCAGUCAAAAAGCCAUUCUGUUCAGAAUCUGGAGACCCUGACUCAGCUGAAGGGCCACAGUUCAAACCUCUGACUGAAGAAACACUUCAGACUGUUCCAAGGCGGAUCAGAAGCACCGUUAAAUUAGCAGACUUGAACAAUUUGUACAGGGAUUUAUUUAACCACUUUGUUGUAAAUAAGAACAGAGCGGCACUGAGCGUUUCACAGAUGAACAAACUGAACAUGAAGGCCACUGACGCAAGAAUACAGAUCCUGAAGGAGCUUGCUAUUGUGGAACUUGACAAACAGGGCAAUGUUAAAUUGGUCAUGUAAGUGGAGGCCGGGUCCGUCCUCAUCGGGCACGCAGCGCCUUGGCCAUAGCUCUGGUGUUACUAACAUGUGUUUGGUGGCUGGGAGUUACAGAACACUGUUGGGAAAAUGUUAAUCUCCGUAUACAAAUCCUAUUUGUAAUACUUAAAAGCUGCAGAGUGGCCCGUUGGGGCUGGCACUGAACGUGGAUGUUGACCGACUGCAGCCCAGGCGGGUUUUGCACAGCACUGUUAACCAGCUGACGUUUCCACGUGAUGGCUUGCAUUCCUGAGCAUUCCUGAGCAUUCCUGAGCGGGGUUUUGAAGACAAAUAACCCAACCACCUCAUUGCAUUGACAUUCCUGAAUAAAUGAUGAAAGCAAA
Molecule: messenger RNA, 1077 nt
Organism: Gallus gallus (chicken)
Lineage: Eukaryota; Metazoa; Chordata; Aves; Galliformes; Phasianidae
Gene: SKA2
Product: spindle and kinetochore associated complex subunit 2 pseudogene 1
Exons: 7
Coding region: 32-718 (228 amino acids)
Biological process (GO): chromosome segregation; cell division; mitotic cell cycle
Cellular component (GO): outer kinetochore; spindle microtubule
Molecular function (GO): microtubule binding
Source: RefSeq, a predicted model, not a curated record